AUGCUUGUGAAUCACUCCCUGUCUCCAACCUCCACACACUCGCACCCUACCCCCUCCCCUGACCUCCACACACUCGCACCCUACCCCCUCCACCCCCUUCCCCCAACAUCCACACACUCGCACCCUACCCCCCUCCCCCAACCUCCACACACUUGCACCUUACCCUCUCCACCCCCUUCCUCCAACCUCCACAUAGUCGCACCCUACCCUCUCCACCCCCUUCCCCCAACCUCCACACACUUGCAUCCUAACACCACCACCACCCUCCAAACUCGACACACUUGCACCCUAACCCCUAGACCCCCUUCCUCCAACCUCCACACCCUUCCUCCAAUCUGUACCCUCUCGCACCCUACCCCUCCACCCCCUUCCUCCAACAUCCACACACUCGCACCCUACCCCCUCCACCCCCUUCCUCCAAACUCCACACACUUGCACCCUACCCUCUCCACACCCUUCCUCCAACCUCCACACCCUUCCUCCAAUCUCUACACUCUCGCACCCUACCCCUCCACACCCUUCCUCCAAUCUCUACACUCUCGCACCCUACCCCUCCACACCCUUCCUCCAAUCUCUACACUCUCGCACCCUACCCCUCCACACCCUUCCUCCAAUCUCUACACUCUCGCACCCUACCCCUCCACACCCUUCCUCCAAUCUCUACCCUCUUGCACCCUACCCCUCCACACCCUUCCUCCAACAUCCACACACUCGCACCCUACCCCCUCCACCCCCUUCCCCCAACCUCCACACACUUGCACCCUACCCUCUCCACCCCCUUCCUCCAACCUCCACACCCUUCCUCCAAUCUCUACACUCUCGCACCCUACCCCUCCACACCCUUCCUCCAAUCUCUACACUCUCGCACCCUACCCCUCCACACCCUUCCUCCAAUCUCUACACUCUCGCACCCUACCCCUCCACACCCUUCCUCCAAUCUCUACACUCUCACACCCUACCCCUCCACACCCUUCCUCCAAUCUCUACACUCUCGCACCCUACCCCUCCACACCCUUCCUCCAAUCUCUACACUCUCGCACCCUACCCCUCCACACCCUUCCUCCAAUCUCUACACUCUCGCACCUCCCCUACCCCUCCACACCCUUCCUCCAAUCUCUACACUCUCGCACCUCCCCUACCCCUACCCCUACCCAUGUAUUGUCCCUCCCCCUCACCUCCGGGACCUAG
Messenger RNA from Haliotis rufescens (red abalone), 1188 nucleotides. Its product is annotated as mucin-2-like. The record is from RefSeq and is a predicted model, not a curated record. Lineage: Eukaryota; Metazoa; Mollusca; Gastropoda; Lepetellida; Haliotidae. Bases 1 to 1188 code for a protein of 395 amino acids. The transcript has a single exon.